AGCGCUUUGUGAAGAGAACCACUCGAACAGUGAUGAGACGGAGAGGGCUUGGCUGUCCAGGAUCUCUGGCAUAUAACGGAAUAUUCGAGAGUUUUAAUGGUUAAAUGACUGUUAUUUGGAAUCAGUUGUUUUGCUCAAACAGCGAUGGGUCAUCUAAGACAAAGAGAAAGCGUUUGGAUUCAGUGCGUAGCGUUGCUUUGUUUAUUUGACUGGUCUGCAACGCAGAUCUCUUACUCGGUUUCAGAGGAGUUGGACAAAGGCACGUUUGUGGGGAAUCUUGCUAAGGAUUUAAACCUUAAUGUUCAGGAACUGGAGUCGAGGGGUCUAAGGAUUAUAUCUGGUUAUAAUAAAAGGUAUUUCGAAGAGAAUUUGAAAACAGGGAUACUGUUCGUUAACGAGAGGAUAGAUAGAGAGGAGCUUUGUCCAAAUACGGUAAAGUGCUCUUUAAAUAUAGAGGCCAUAUUGAGCGAUCCUUCCCAGCUCCACCGCGUUGAAAUUAAUAUUUUAGACAUAAAUGAUAAUGCACCAUCUUUCCUAGAAAGAAUACAUAUGCUUAAUAUCACCGAGGCAGCAUUUUCAGGUGAGCGAUAUCCUCUACCGAUAGCGAAUGACGCAGAUACGGGCAGUAACUCGGUAAACAGUUACAAGCUUAGCCCGAAUGAAUACUUCUCCCUGGAUGUACAGAGCGGUGGAGAGCAGAGUGUGUCUGCUGAGUUAGUGCUGCAGAAAGCUUUAGACCGAGAGAAACAGCCCGUUAUCCAGCUCACACUGACCGCUAUAGAUGGAGGAAAACCUCCUAGAUCCGGGACAUUACUGAUCACAGUUAAUGUGGAAGACGUUAAUGAUAAUGCACCUUCAUUUAGCAAACCACUUUAUAAGGUUAGUGUUCCUGAAAACGUUUCAUCUGGUACAGCAAUAAUAACUCUCACCGCGACGGAUCUUGACGAGGGCGUAAAUGGCGAGAUUAUGUACUCACUAAUAGGUCGAGGUAGUUUAAACCACUCCAAUACAUUUGACAUAAAUUCAGAUACAGGGAUAAUAACUGUUAAGAAAACCAUAGACCAUGAGGUAACUGCCGCCUAUGAAAUUCGUGCUGAGGCGAUGGACCGAGGGCACUCCUCACGGAAAACGUAUUGCAAAGUGUUAGUAGAAGUUAUUGAUGUCAAUGACAAUGCCCCUGAAAUAUCAGUUACGUCACUCAUCAGCCCAGUCAAAGAGGAUGCUGAGAUAGGGACAGUGGUCGCCUUGGUGACAGUAACUGAUAAAGACGGAGGUAAAAACGGACUCACCAACUGUAAGCUUGUUGGGUCUGUUCCUUUCAAAUUGAAUUCGAACUACAAAAACUAUUAUUCGUUAGUGGUCGAUGGGCCUCUGGACAGAGAGAGCGCUUCUCAGUAUAAUGUUACCAUCACAGCUACGGAUGAAGGGACCCCGCCUCUUUCCAGCACCAGCGUCAUUACUGUACAUGUUUCUGAUGUGAAUGACAACGCUCCUCGCUUCUCAGAGCCCGUGAUGAAUGUUUAUGUGAAAGAGAACAGUCCGGUAGGAGACGUCAUUUACACGAUUUCUGCUUUUGAUCCAGAUUCAGAAGAAAACUCAAAGAUUACGUAUACAUUAUUAGAUAAAAGUGUUUCAAUAUCAUCAUCUGUAAAUAUAAACUUGGAUACUGGAGAUAUAGUCAGCCUGCAGUCUUUUAACUAUGAGGAUAUCAAAACGUUCCAUUUUAUAGUUCAGGCCACAGACUAUGGUGUUCCUCCUCUCAGCAGUAACGAGACUGUGAACGUUUUUAUCCUGGAUGAGAAUGACAACAGUCCUGGGAUUCUAGCCCCCUAUUCUGAACACGGCUCCGUUAACACUGAGAACAUUCCCUAUUCUGCUGAAGCGGGCUACUUUGUGGCCAAGAUCAGGGCUGUAGAUGCCGACUCUGGCUACAAUGCGCUGCUUUCUUAUCACAUCUCUGAGCCCAAGGGAACCAACCUCUUCCGAAUCGGAACCAGCAGCGGGGAACUAAGGACUAAGAGGCGAAUGAGUGACAAUGACCUGAAAACUCACCCAUUGGUCGUGUUGGUUUCUGAUAACGGAGAACCCUCACUGUCAGCGACUGUGUCUAUUGACGUAGUAGUGGUUGAAAGUACAGGUGAAAUCCAGACUCAAUUCAGAAAUGUGCCGAGAAAGGAGGAGAAGUUCUCUGAUUUAAACCUGUAUUUGCUGAUCGCCAUUGCCUCGGUAUCAGUGAUAUUUUUACUGAGCCUCAUCAGUUUAAUAGCUGUAAAAUGCCACAGGACAGACGAGAGUUUCAGAAGGUACAGCGCCCCAAUGAUCACCACACACCCUGACGGGAGCUGGUCCUACUCUAAAUCUACUCAGCAGUAUGACGUGUGUUUCAGCUCAGACACAAUGAAGAGUGACGUAGUUGUUUUCCCCGCUCCAUAUCCACCUGCAGAUGCAGAACUGAUCAGUAUUAACGGAAAUGACACCUUUAGCAGGAAUCAAACAUUACCCAACAAAGAGAAGAGCUAA
Molecule: messenger RNA, 2520 nt
Organism: Coregonus clupeaformis (lake whitefish)
Lineage: Eukaryota; Metazoa; Chordata; Actinopteri; Salmoniformes; Salmonidae
Product: protocadherin alpha-2-like
Exons: 2
Coding region: 145-2520 (791 amino acids)
Biological process (GO): homophilic cell-cell adhesion
Cellular component (GO): plasma membrane
Molecular function (GO): calcium ion binding
Source: RefSeq, a predicted model, not a curated record